Messenger RNA from Aspergillus versicolor CBS 583.65, 594 nucleotides. RefSeq lists its product as uncharacterized. The annotation marks the transcript as partial. Lineage: Eukaryota; Fungi; Ascomycota; Eurotiomycetes; Eurotiales; Aspergillaceae. The record is from RefSeq and is a predicted model, not a curated record. The transcript is spliced from 2 exons.
GUCGACUCCGAGCGGAAGUGCUACUUUCCAUCGGGGGUCCUGGCCGUGGCCGAUGUGCCUUGCUCGGGGGAGCAAUACACCUCUUGUUGCGACCACAGAGCCAUCUGCUUGUCGAACGGCCUUUGCAUGAGUACCACCAUACAGCCAUAUACAUUGUCGCGAGGGAGUUGUACGAACCAAAAAUGGGACCAGGGCUGUCCACAGUACUGCGCCGAUUGCAACCCGGACGGAGGCUGCGGACUCUUCACCUUCAGCUACAAAAGCAAAGUGGCUCAGUACUGCUGCGGCUCAGCAGAUGUAUCAAAUACGACAACAAAGUGCUACGACGGUAGCAAUGCCUUUCGGGUUCCGGACGCUGAAGCGGUGCCUGGGUAUGCUCUGUUGGGAAACAUCACCUCGUUCAAUGCAUCAACGGAUUCACCGGACUCACCGAAUAACACAUCAUGUCCGAUAGAGCAAACAAACACUUCCUCAUGUCAUGAAACUGCGGUUGGAGCUGGGAUCGGGGUGCCUCUUGGUGUAAUUGCUCUGGCAUCGGUAGCAUGGGCUCUUUGGGAGCGAAGAAAGGGAAAGCAGGCAUCAAACUCUGCAUUG